Molecule: messenger RNA, 1251 nt
Organism: Musa acuminata subsp. malaccensis (wild Malaysian banana)
Lineage: Eukaryota; Viridiplantae; Streptophyta; Magnoliopsida; Zingiberales; Musaceae
Source: RefSeq, a predicted model, not a curated record
CGUAGGCGAGUGCCCGAGCGCCUUUUUAAAUCAUUGGAAAGAAGAGAAAGGUAAGAGAAACAUACUGUCACACCUGAGAAGCUUCUUCUCACCAAGGGUGGAGAGAUCUCUAUAGGGGGGAGAGGAGAGGUACAAAGGGAAUUUGAGGUGGGAUGAUUCUUCCACCAAUUGUGUUUUUACCUUUUUUGGUUUGCACAUAGAUUAUAAAAUGUUAAUUUUGCUUUUAUUUUCAUUUUUCUUUUAAUACAUACAGAGAUAAAAACAUCUCAUUACCAGAUUUUGAUGCCAGAAGAUUAGACAGUAGCCAAUAUGACAACAUCUUCAGAGGAAAUAUAAAUUUCUCAUUACCAGAGUUUGCUGCCAGAAGAUUAGACAGUAGUCAUUAUGACAACAUCUUCAGAGGAAGCUAGAAAGACAUAUGCUGAGUUUGAGGAGAAGGUGAGUAGAACAGUGUUCCUCGAUAACCUCUCCACUCAGGUGACAACUGCUGUGAUCAAACAAGCUCUUGGUCAAUUUGGGAAUGUGAUGAAUGUGGAAUUUAUUCCGAACUACACUAUACCAUAUCCUAUCCCACAGUCUGCCUUGGUUGAGAUGGAGAAUGAGAAGCAAGCAAAGGCCCUUAUCUCUGAGAUGACAAAUUACCCCUUCAUGAUGUCAGGAAUGCCAAGGCCUGUAAGGGCAAAGCCAGCAAAGAUUGAAAUGUUUGCUGAUCGUCCUCCACCGCCUGAUAGAAAAAUACAGGUGCGUUGGGUAGACCCCUCGGAUGCAGAUUUUGUGGUGGCAAAGAAGCUGAAGCAACUCUGCAAGAAGCACAAUGCAGAACAUUUAGCACUAAUUAAGCAUCAACUGGAAGAAGAGGAAAAGCUUGCAAAACAUCAGGAGGAGAUGCUGAAGACCAACUACAAGAAAUACGAGAUGAUAGAAAGCAUCGUGCAAGAUGGCACCACGUCACGGUUGGCGCGGCACUAUGGCGUCAGGCUAGAUUAUGACUGAGGCCUCCAAUCUUGAUUGUGGAAGGUCUUCUGAUGGUUGAUUAGUGUGUUUUGGCAGCUUUUUCUUCUGCCCAUUUAGAGUUCCUACGGUUAGAUGCCGUGAAGUGGCAGGUGAACCAUGUUAUGCUCCUACGAUAUUUUUGGAUGUGAGAUGGAAGCAUUUCGGCCCUAUCUUAUGCUGUUGCAGUGGCUGAUAAGUUUAGAUGAGUGAGUACGAUUUCUAUUCGACCCGGUUUUUCUAUAAAUGUCCCUGUUCCUA